Molecule: messenger RNA, 3052 nt
Organism: Neogale vison (American mink)
Lineage: Eukaryota; Metazoa; Chordata; Mammalia; Carnivora; Mustelidae
Gene: BAIAP2
Product: BAR/IMD domain containing adaptor protein 2
Exons: 14
Coding region: 55-1614 (519 amino acids)
Biological process (GO): positive regulation of actin filament polymerization; actin crosslink formation; actin filament bundle assembly
Cellular component (GO): cytosol; nucleoplasm
Molecular function (GO): protein binding; cytoskeletal adaptor activity
Source: RefSeq, a predicted model, not a curated record
GCCGCCGCCGCCGCCGCCCGUGCCCCCGCUCCGCGGUGCCGCCGGACCAGCACCAUGUCGCUGUCGCGCACGGAGGAGAUGCACCGGCUCACGGAAAACGUCUACAAGACCAUCAUGGAGCAGUUCAACCCCAGUCUCCGGAACUUCAUUGCCAUGGGGAAGAACUACGAGAAGGCCCUGGCAGGUGUGACCUACGCUGCCAAAGGCUAUUUCGACGCCCUCGUGAAGAUGGGCGAGCUAGCCAGCGAGAGCCAGGGCUCCAAAGAACUCGGAGAUGUUCUCUUUCAGAUGGCUGAAGUCCACAGGCAGAUUCAGAAUCAGCUGGAAGAGAUGCUGAAGUCUUUCCACAACGAGCUGCUCACGCAGCUGGAGCAGAAGGUGGAGCUGGACGCCCGGUACCUGAGCGCCGCGCUGAAGAAGUACCAGACGGAGCAGAGGAGCAAGGGCGACGCACUGGACAAGUGCCAGGCCGAGCUGAAGAAGCUGCGGAAGAAGAGCCAGGGCAGCAAGAACCCACAGAAGUACUCGGACAAGGAGCUGCAGUACAUCGACGCGAUCAGCAGCAAGCAAGGGGAGCUGGAGAACUACGUGUCGGACGGCUACAAGACAGCGCUGACCGAGGAGAGGAGGCGGUUCUGCUUCCUGGUGGAGAAGCAGUGCGCCGUGGCCAAGAACUCCGCCGCCUACCACUCCAAGGGCAAGGAGCUGCUGGCCCAGAAGCUGCCGCUGUGGCAACAGGCGUGCGCGGACCCCAACAAGAUCCCGGAGCGCGCCGUGCAGCUGAUGCAGCAGGUGCCCAGCAACGGCUCUGUCCUACCCAGCGCCCUGUCGGCCUCCAAGUCCAGCCUGGUCAUCUCAGACCCCAUCCCAGGGGCCAAGCCCCUGCCGGUGCCCCCUGAGCUGGCCCCGUUUGUGGGGCGGCUGUCUGCCCAGGAGAGCACGCCCGUCAUGAAUGGCGUCUCGGGCCCAGACGGCGAGGACUACAGCCCCUGGGCCGACCGCAAGGCCGCCCAGCCCAAGACCUCGUCUCCUCCACAGUCCCAGAGCAAGCUGAGCGACUCGUACUCCAACACGCUCCCCGUGCGCAAGAGCGUGGCCCCGAAGAACAGCUACGCGGCCACUGAGAACAAGACCCUGCCGCGCUCCAGCUCCAUGGCAGCCGGCCUGGAGCGCAACGGCCGCAUGCGGGUGAAAGCCAUCUUCUCCCACGCGGCGGGGGACAACAGCACCCUGCUGAGCUUCAAGGAGGGGGACCUCAUCACCCUGCUGGUGCCCGAGGCCCGUGACGGCUGGCACUACGGGGAGAGCGAGAAGACCAAAAUGCGGGGCUGGUUUCCCUUCUCCUACACGCGGGUUCUGGACAGCGACGGCAGUGACAGGUUGCACAUGAGCCUGCAGCAGGGCAAAAGCAGCAGCACAGGGAACCUCCUGGACAAGGAGGAGCUGGCCCUCCCCCCGCCCGACUACAACGCAUCGUCCCGCGCCUUCCCUGCCCAGACAGCCGGCACCUUCAAGCAGAGGCCCUACAGUGUGGCCGUGCCCGCCUUCUCCCAGGGUCUAGAUGACUACGGAGCACGGGCUGUGAGCAGCGGCACGCUGGUGUCCACAGUGUGAGGACGCUGAUCACGGGCCGCCGCCGCUCGGGAGAGCCCCCCAUCUGUCUGGCCUCCGUCGGUUCUCUCCUCCGCGCCCUCGUCGGUUUGUUCUCGGGUUCUUUUCCUCUCUCACCUGCCCGUCCCGCCUUCCGGUUGGUGACCCCAGACUCUGAGAUCCCCCCAGGGUCCAUGGUGCUGCCCCAUCUCUGCUCCCCGUGUCUACACGCCCCCGGCCCCGUGUGUCCGCCAGGCGGGAGCUGCCGGCCGGGCAGCAGGGGCCCGGCGUCCUCGCCUCUGCUCUGCGGCCGCCGUGCUCAAGACGCGCUGUCCCUUCCUGAUGGCUCACUGCGAGCCAGGCCUAAAGUCUGAAGAAAAAGAAAAAUAUUAAAAAAUUUAAAAAAAAAAAAGAAAAAGAAAAAAAGAAAAGAAAAAAAAAAAGAAAAAACAGGAAAAGGACUUUUCUUUCCUGAAAAACUAAAGCCGAUCUGCAUGGACUCCGGUGUGCACACUGUUACUCCUGCAUCCGCCUCCCCCCAGCACACGGACACUGGCCUCGGUGUCCGGGAAGGGGAGGCCCGUCCCAGGGCCGCACGGACACACGGACGGACGGACGGGUGCGUGCCGAGCCGGGGCAGCCUCCUGAGGAAGCUGGCCGCUCCUGUGAGGGAGGCGACGGCCCCGGCCUCCUGCACGUCCUCCGCAGUGUAGAGACCAGAGCACCGGCGGGCGGUGACCCCAGGGCCGUGUGACCUCACGCGGGGCCCGGCGGGGCAGAGGGCAGGGCAGGCGCAGCCCCUCGCGGUCUUUCCAAAGAGCUCCAGAGACCACCUCCCCCUAAGUGUUCUGGAAACUGGUGGACAGCCUCGUGAGGGGAUCACGGCCCCCAGGCCGCCCGGGGCUGGCCCUGAGGAGGGCAGCCCCUGCCCCGUCCUCCCUAAACGCUCUCGUCUCUUUGUGUGUCUUGGUGACUUCGAAACAGACGUGCUGGACUCCGCGGCUGCUGGUUUUGCCUCUUCACACCCUGAACCUGGGGAGGAGGGAGCCAGGGCCCAGCCCGCCCGGCCCCUCCCGCCACGGGGCCCCCCGUGAAGCUGUGGAUCCCUCUUUGUCUGACGUGCUCUAACGGAGCCCUCCGCCCGCUCUCCUGUGGCCGAGAUGGGGCCAGGAGUUUGGGAGAGAAGCAGCUCAAGGCACAGACCGUGUCGUAUUUAAGGAGAACGCGAAGCCAGAACGCGGCCCCGUGUACAAAGAGCCUUCCGUGUCGGUGUUCUCGUUUUGCUAAAGACCUCAAAUCCAGGGGAUUCCAUGCUCAACGGAUGAAUGUAGACACAAAACUGCGACACUUGUGUGAAGACGUAAAGUGCUCAAACUGUUUUCCUGUUUCCUGUUUCCUCUUUUUUUUUAUCUGGAUUGCGCCCUGUACUGCAGUCGUUGGAAUAAAAGUUUUAUUUAUCGCA